Bombina bombina (fire-bellied toad) is the source of this 1497-nucleotide messenger RNA. Its product is annotated as P2X purinoceptor 7. The record is from RefSeq and is a predicted model, not a curated record. Bases 241 to 813 code for a protein of 190 amino acids. The transcript is spliced from 5 exons. NCBI's taxonomy places the organism in Eukaryota, Metazoa, Chordata, Amphibia, Anura, Bombinatoridae.
UGAAUUUUGUUGGUGUGUGGUUAGAAAGUGUGUGCUGUGAGCUUGGAAUUACUUUUGACUUAUUGUCUACAAAGGUUCACUCCUAGACUGAAAGAGUGAAAUUGAGAACAAAUGGCUCCUAAGCGGAAGCAUAGCACUGAGGAGCAAGAUAAAAGAGAAAAACUGAUGCGGCUUGCAGCUGCCAUCUUUGGCAUUCGAAUCAGCCAGAAAUAGUUGAAUGCACAUGUCUACUAGAGUGCUAUGUUAGAUAAAGAGCGUCACAGCCGUCCAUUGCCCAUCGACCCAAAAAGCAUCCAUAUGUGGGAUCCUAUCACAACUGAAGAUACUAAAGAACCAGAAAAAUCUGCACUGGAGACAGAUAGUCAAUCUACAUCCAGAAUAGGCAAGAAUGAUUGGUGUUCUUGCUCCAACUGCAUAGCAAUGCCUACAGAAGAAGAAUCUGUGUGUUGCAGAGAGAUUAGAAAUAUUGAUCCUCAUUUACCUAAUGAGAAUUUGUGUGUAUGUGAUGCACAUUUUGUCCAGACAUACCUGAUGAACAGAGCACAUUUAAAAGAGCUACACCGUUAUGCUUCAGGAUUUAAGAAGCUAAGGUUACCUAGUGUUAAUGCAUUGCAAGAAAUGGACCUUCGCAGGAUUGCUUAUCGGAAGUUCACUAUGUGGAUCUAUAAGUGUAUUGGGCCGACAGAUCAAAGACCUAUUCCAUCUUGCUUGGUAAAAGCAGUUCGUUCACAGUACCCUGCACAGGACGACAUAAAUGUUGGAUUCCACACUGUAGAAUGUGAUGGUAAUGCAGCCUAUAUGAUCCAUGAAUAAUGUCUUUGUCAGCAUUGUUUGUAUAUUUAUUUGUUUUCUUACAUUUUUUUUAUAGUUAUGAGUUUCAUUGUUACAUUUUCUAAUAUCUACUUUUAUAUAUUUAGUGUUGUGUGUUUUGUAUAGCUCUAUUAUAAUACAAUUUCAAAAUAAUUUUAUAUUAUACAACAAUAUAACAUUUGAUAAUUAAACUUUGAAAUUGUACAUUGUUUACAUUAUGAGGAAUGAAAAUAAACAGUAAAAGAAGAAUUAAAAAAGGACAUUAAACACUUCUUGAUUGUGUGCAAAACGUGUACUUUCUCCCACACUCCAUAGAGAGGUCAGUUUUCCUUUUGGUCUCUCUAAGUAAAUUGGAAAGCUGUUUAAAAUGUAAUGCUCUGUCGAACACUGUGGGGGACUUUAAGAAUGCGUGGGGUAGGCAUAAGGCUAUCAUACACACUAAUUAAGCUUAUACUUUACAGGAAAUGUGAGCAGACUUGAUGAGCCUAUGGUUCUUAUCUGCUGUUAAAAUCAAAGUUUCUAUGUUUUCUUCUAUGAAUUACAAAAGUUUAAAUUUGACUUUACUAUCCCUUUAAAGGACCAGUAAAUAGCUGAUUUUGGUAUUAAUUUUAAAUGUUGUAUAGUUUAAAUAUAUGUAAGUGAUCACACAGAUGUAAUGAUUUUAUAAUAAAAACUUAUUUUAACUUA